AAAAAAGACCAACAGGAAGUGCUGGGAUUGGUAGCCAGAAAAAAAAGGCUGUUUUUAGAGAGAGGAAACUAAAGACAUUAAAAAGCCACGACGAGACCGUGAACAGUUCUGUUAUAAUCAAAACCAUGAACAAAGAGCAAAAGAAACUUCUAAAUGAAAGAAUCGACUGAUGUGAAAAGACCACAGGAGAGACAUUAAGAGGAAAAACUGAAUAUGUGAAAGGACCAAUUUAAUGAAUUCCAUCCCAGCAGCAACUACGUCUCACCUGAAGUCUUGUACAGGAAAAUUUAUACCCCUAUUAGAAAAUACAGCAUCAUGAUAUUUUGUACAAAUAAAAUGUUACAAAAUCAUUUUUGGCUCCUUUCUGUGGCUGUAGUCAUCUAUGCAAAUGAUGACAUUUAUUGGAACUGUAUAUGCCUCAACCACUACUGUGAGCAGGAUAUUUGCACUGGAAAAAAAUGCUUUGUAACUGAGACUCUAGAAUCUGGAAAAAGUACCAUAUUUCGUGGCUGCUACAAUACUAGUAUACAGGAACGGUGCACUUCCGACAUGGAAAACCUGCGCGUUAAGUGCUGCAACAAUCAUCUAUGUAAUGAGGAUAUUAGCCUUUUUCCACCUGAUAUUGAAGUCUCAGGGUCCAAUAUUAUCUUAAUGACCGUCCUCCCCUCACUCUUGGUGCUCGCACUAAUGUUCCUGUUUGCGUUCUUGUACUGGAAACUGAGACACCGUAGCAGGAAAAGAUCGUUGGCCAGACUCAAUGAUUUUAGUGAUGCUGGAUUUCUAAAAGCAUCAACUGUUGGUGACAGCACAUUAGGGGACUUACUAGAUGAAUAUGAAUAUUGCACAACUGGCAGUGGUUCAGGUCUUCCUUUCCUUGUACAGAGAACUGUGGCAAGACAAAUUACUCUUGUUGAAUGUGUAGGUAAAGGGCGAUAUGGAGAGGUGUGGAGGGGUACAUGGCAGGGGGAAAAUGUAGCUGUCAAAAUAUUUUCUUCCCGAGAUGAACAGUCCUGGUUUAGAGAGACGGAGAUCUACAACACAGUGUUGUUGAGACACGAGAACAUUUUAGGGUUUAUUGCCUCAGAUAUGACAUCUAGAAAUUCCAGCACUCAGUUAUGGCUGAUCACUCAUUACCAUGACAAUGGGUCACUGUAUGACUAUCUGCAAAGGACUACAUUAGAUUCUAUCAGUUGUUUGGAGCUGGCAGUUUCCAUCAUUUUUGGCUUAGUGCAUCUCCAUGUGGAGAUAUUUGGAACCCAGGGAAAACCUGCAAUAGCACACAGAGACCUUAAGAGUAGAAAUAUCCUGGUGAAAUCAAAUAAGCAAUGCUGCAUUGCUGAUCUAGGUCUGGCUGUGAUGCAUUCUCAGAAUGGUGAUUACCUGGAUAUUGGUAACAAUCCAAGAGUUGGCACAAAACGCUAUAUGGCUCCUGAGGUCCUUGAUGAAACCAUACGAACAGACUCAUUUGAAUCUUACAAACAAACGGAUCUGUGGGCCUAUGGAUUGGUGUUAUGGGAGGUCUGCAGGAGAACAGUAAUUAAUGGUAUGGUGGAGGAUUACAAGCCUCCUUUUUAUGAUGUUGUUCCACAUGACCCAAGCUUUGAGGAUAUGAAAAAAGUUCUCUGCAUUGACCAACAGAGACCAAACAUUCCCAAUAAUUGGAGUUCAGACACUGUUUUAUCAGCUUUAACAAAGAUCAUGAGGGAGUGCUGGUUCCAGAACCCAUCUGCCAGGCUUACUGCCCUGAGGAUCAAAAAGACACUAAACAAGUUAAAAAAUUCAAUGGAUCAUACCAAGCAAGAAUGCUGAAGAUUAAGAGAUUCAAUGAUAGCUAUACAUUUCAAUCCAGUUUUUUUAAAGUACAAAAUUAAUGUUUUUAUAAUAUUUUCAAGAGCUGAAGAAAUGAUAAUACUACAUUUAAAAUAUUUUCUUCACAAUAUUCCACCUUGGAAAGCAUCACGAUUGCCUUUUGUUCCAUAUUGUUAAAGCUUUACAGAAAAACCCAAGGGACUGUGCAGUUUACCUACUGAAGGGCUGAGACAAAUAUGUUUACAGUAUUUGCAGCAAAUUCCCAGACGUGAUAUCCAGAUGAUCCUGAACUAUAAAACCUAUACAUGUAUUGUAAGCAAACAAAUGCAGAACUAGAUAGUGACUACGAUUUUAUGCAAUCCCAGCAUAUAGAUACAUAAUUAGCAAAUAUUCUACUUAUCCUGGAAAAUUUGCAAACAUCAUUUAACAAAAACAUUCACAGCUGGACUUCAUUGUUAAGUGAAUACAUCCUGGCCUUAAAUAACAGAGGAAGUUGUCAAUCUAAGUCUGGACUUUUUGCUUGAAUUGUGAGUAUAAAAUCAUAACUAAAAUAUAAAGAAACAACCUGAAAACAGCUGCCCCCUGCUGCCAGGUGCAAUAAAAGAUGUGUGAUUUUGUAAAAUAUUACAAGGAGACAAAGCAACACUGUAUUUUCUUCCACAUUUAAAAGGACUGUUUCCUAUUCCUAAUUGAUGGUGUAACAUUAAGGUCAGAUUUUAGAAUAUUUCUGCAUACUUUGUGUAAGGCUAAAACGUGAGACUUUGGUGGUCUUAGAUAUAUAUGAUGUAUUCAGAGAUGUUUUCAGUUUUAAAAGUUUUGAAAUGCUUCCUGAAAAUUCAAUGAGUUGGGACCAAUCACAGGGCUGAUACAAACGUUCAAGAAAGCACCUUACAGAAGACGUUUAAUGAGAGUAGGUUAAAUCAAAGGGAUAGUAAAUUCCAAAAUAAGCUUUAAUUAUUCAGAUAGGGCAUGUCAUUUUAAACAACUUUCUAAUUUACUUUUAUCAUCAAAUUUGCUUUGUUUUCUUGGUAUUCUUAGUUGAAAGCUAAACCUAGGUAGGCUCAUAUGCUAAUUUCUAUGCCCUUGAAGGCCGCCUCUUAUUUGAAUGCUUUUGACAGUUUUUCACAGCUAAAGGGCGUUAUUUCAUGUGUUUCAUAUAAAUAACGUGCUCAUGCAUGUGGAGUUAUUUAAGAGUCAGCACUAAUUGCCUGAAAUGCAAGUCUGUCAAAAAAUCUGAGAUAAAGAGGCAGUCUGCUGACGCUUAGCUACAAUAGAGGUAAAAAGUAUAUUUCUAUAACAGUGUUGGUUAUGCAAAACUGGGGAAUGGUAAAUAAAGGGAUUAUCUGUCUUUUUAAACAAUAACAUUUUUGAUGUUUACUAUCCCUUUAAUAUAAGUAUUGGCAUACAGUAUAUUCAAUAUUUGUUUUUACUCAUGACAGAACAUUUCUGUUAUUUUGCUUUUUUUUCUUCUAAGGCAUGAUAAGAGUAAACAAAAUUGUAGAGAUUUUGCUCACUGUUAAGAAUCCUCUCUUUUUAUGAAAGUUUUAGCUGUUAACUUUUCUAAUUCUUCAGCUUUCAUCACUAUAUAAAAUCAUCCUCUAUCUCCUAAAAUUUCCACCCAGUUUGUCCAUAGGUGCAUUAGUUACCCCAUGCCUUGGGGACAUCUAUCUGUCUAUCUAAUCUAUCUCUGCCUGCGUGCCUGUCUCUCUUUAAGAAAAAGCAUUUGACAAAUAUCUUCUUUUCCUUAUGCUAGAUAGAUCACCUAUAUAUCAUUUUAUUGUAAAUAUUCUAAAAAGGAUUUUUCAGAAUUUGCCGAAUUUGUAAACCUCUUAAAAACAUAGGCACAGACAAUUACUUUUUAGUGUCCAAAAUCUCAGCCAAGUGCAUCUUGUAAUAGCUCCUUUUGUGGUAUCAAUAGUAUAUAAAGGGCAUUCUUGUGGAAAUGUAUAUCAGUGCUUUCAGUCUCUGUUAGAAGCAUUUGUUGCAUGUAGCUAAAUGCUUCUAGUAAAGGUUCCUAUUUGUUUAGUAAUAGCAUUUACAGUGCAAAAGUGCUGUGGUGCAUAGUCCCUUUAGGUUACAUAGACACAAAUUCACAACUUACAGUUACUGACUGUAUCAGAUCACUGCCAAUAACAAUGCUUUUAAUUCACAGCAAUGUCCCUUUAAAGUUGUACACGUAAACGUGAACUAACUUAUACAUGAUUUAAAAUCAUAUUUUUGUAAUUAAAACUUUUCAUCAUAUUUAGAGUUGUAAGCAAAAUAGAAGAUGGCUUUCUCGGAGCCAUACAAGUCUAAGUAAUAAAUGUACAAUUAAUUCCAUUUCCAAGAAAGCACAAUUGGAUUUUCAUACCCAAAACAGAUAUAUAAACACAUAUGCCCCUGGGCACAGUGUAAAAUGGAUAGGUAAAUAAAUUACAGGUUAUGAUUUUUACAUCUGACCUUCCAUUAGAGUAAUUUUGUCUUGGAAAAAAAAAUAGAUCAUUGUUAUUGUUAAUUUGACUUCUUUUCAAUCACAUGAUUUUUUGGCUGUAAGUAGCUAAAACUUAAACAAGCAUUAGACUGCAUGCUAGAGUAACUUAGUGCUUUAUUCUUGCUUGUCUUUUCUUAUCUUGAGUGCAUGGUCUAUGUACCACUUUCUGACGUCUGAAAAAGACUGACAGCUCAUUGUGAGACUUGGUUUUACGAAUUCUUUUAUCUUUUGGGAAUGUUAAAGAGAAGUGAAUUGCUGACUAAUCUCCUCCCUGGUUACACCACUCAAUCCAUUCACUAAACCACUGAAGUUGCUAAUUAUUGGCAAGAGGUAAAGAAAAUUCUGUAAUGCUCAACCUCACUUCAAGCCCAGAGUUCAGACUGCAGAAGGUGGAGCACACAAUUAGACAUAAACAGCUUUUACAUAUUUGUAAUAAAACUACACAUAUGCAUUUUAUGUUAAUUUAAAGGGAUAUUAAAUACCUUGGCUCUGAUUAUCUAAAGCUCCCUGGUCUAGCAAGAUUAGAUAAAAAGUCUCAUCAGUACUAUAGGGGCCCUUAGAACGGCAAAUUUUAGCUUGAGAGAUGUUUAACUUGCUUGGCAAGGUUCUGGAUAUGAAGAAGAUACACUUAUACCUUACAAUAUAAUCUUUCCAAAAUCCCUCAAAAAUGUUUCAUGAUUUCUCUUCAUGUUGGAAAGUUCUUGAUCUAAAUAGAAAUAAUGAUGUCUGGCGACAUGAUGCGCUGUAGCGAUCAUGUCCGCCAGACAUCAAUAAAUGCUGACAGCAUAUGCUGUCGGCAUUUAUAAUUGCACAAGCAGUUCCGAUGUAGGCACUUUAACCCUGUCACGAAAGGGUUAAACAAAAUCCAUUUUUCCACUAUACCCUUAACCCCUGCAAAGGUCUCUCUCUAUUAUAUACAUACACACAAACACACACACACCUUUAUAUACCAUGUAUGAAUACACAAUAUGGAUAUAUUGCAUUAUCUUUUUAAAGCCACUCUAGAGUUUGUAUUAAAACAUAACAAAGUUGAGUUAAUCUUUCUAAUCUUCAACUUUAAGAUUAAAGAGUUUUCAGUUAAGGAUAAAGUAUAUACCGUAUAUUUCUAGCUCCAAUUUUAAUUCCUUAUGUUACCGUAAAUAAACCAUGUGAUUACAGAAAAUAUAUAUUUAUUCAGAUAGUAAUUUAUUUCUUUUUUUUGUUUGUUGCAUAAAUACAUGUAUAUUUCCACUCAAAACAGUUUGUGUCAAAUCAUGAUAUGAAUAACACACUUCAGUUUUAAGUCUAUUAAAAUAAAAAUGGAACAAUGAACUGAGUUUUUUUCUGACAAAUAAAUAUUAGUAUUUAAAUAUUUUUUUUUUUGUUCCAAAUAACUGACCUGCAUAUUUAUAUCUAUUUUGUAAAUAAGCAAGCUAUAACUGAAUAAUGUAUGUAUUGUAUUAUUUGCUUAAAUUAUUUAAAGUAAAUCUUCUGUAAUGAGAUCAUAUAUGUUCAUUUUGCACCAAAUGUAUCUGCACAUUUUAUUUCUGUGUUGUGUUUUUAUAAAAUGCUAAAUAACCUUUAUUGUGAUUAAAUAUACGUAACAUAAAACCCAAAAUUUGUUGUGUUUGACUUUGCAGAUGUUUAAACCCACACACGUAUACAAACAGACAUGACUAAGGUCCCAAUAAAGGGCUUGAAACGUUGUCCUUUUUCCCAUGAUGUGGAAGCAAUAAAGAAGUUUUAUUAUUGUUUUUGACAA
This is a messenger RNA of Bombina bombina (fire-bellied toad), 6020 nucleotides long. RefSeq names its product activin A receptor like type 1 (gene ACVRL1). Gene Ontology annotation, molecular function: SMAD binding; ATP binding; transforming growth factor beta receptor activity, type I. Gene Ontology annotation, biological process: BMP signaling pathway; heart development; protein phosphorylation. NCBI's taxonomy places the organism in Eukaryota, Metazoa, Chordata, Amphibia, Anura, Bombinatoridae. The coding region runs from base 316 to 1809 and encodes 497 amino acids. Gene Ontology annotation, cellular component: plasma membrane; BMP receptor complex. The record is from RefSeq and is a predicted model, not a curated record. The transcript is spliced from 10 exons.